AAAGUACGUAUACACUAUACGCUACGACUACCAUGUCUACGGCAUCCUGUAGCCCUCUCUCUGUUGUUUUUCUGCUCCAUAUUGCAGUCGAGAUUCCUCUUGCAAUCCGGGGCAUAUGGUCGCCUGCCACGCUGCCUUUUCUGCAGCUCACGAACACCACCGUGGUCCUUCUCAAGUUGUAUGCGUCGUUGGCUCUGGCGUCGUGCGUAGUCGCGCUACUGUGUUUCCCGUUGCCAGAAUUUCUUCCAGGAAAACGAGCUCUGGCAAUAGGUCUAUGUGUAUAUCACUCUUCGGCUUCCACCGUCCUUUACUACGCUCCUCGUUUCAUUCCCUACUCGUUCGGACCUUUCUUCGAGCAGUAUCGCAUCACCCCAGAAACUGUGUGGGGAACAAUCCAUGGUCUGGUUGGUCUUGGAAUGGUCGUGUGGUGGCAGUUGACCCUUCCCUACGUUCAAGUGGGCCAGAACCGCUAGACGCAGCUGUGCAACUGUCAUUUUAACGAAUGCAUCUGUUCUAAUGUAGAGUAUAAUGUACACGAAAGCACAAUAGCAAUAUAUAAAAAAGUCAGGAUAUACACGG
Messenger RNA from Guyanagaster necrorhizus, 579 nucleotides. RefSeq lists its product as uncharacterized. The transcript is spliced from 5 exons. The record is from RefSeq and is a predicted model, not a curated record. The coding region runs from base 33 to 473 and encodes 146 amino acids. Lineage: Eukaryota; Fungi; Basidiomycota; Agaricomycetes; Agaricales; Physalacriaceae.